CCUCGAACCAAACGAAACGCCCCGGAGGGCCGAACCCCACAAACCCAAAACCAAAACAAAAACACAAAAACACAAAAACAAAAAAACCAAAAACAACAAAAGCAGAAACGAAAAACAAAAACGGAAUAUUGUUUUGAAAAAUUACGCUAAGCUCUUGGCCUCUAGUUCGCGUUUGUAUAUAUAGCAACACAAAUUUUAAGUCCAUAGAUCGAGACGACCACCUUAUAAACCCUAUAUUUUGCAUCCUGUUUCGAUCGGAUUAUCGCGGGAAGCCUGCAUUGCGCUGAUCCGAUCGGAAUUCGAAAGCUUUGAUCUUGUUGGUUUCGUUUGAAUUCAGCGCGGACUCGGGCUUCAGAUUUUCGAGCUCGACGAAUCCGUGUUUUUGUCUGUUGCAUUGUGCGGAUCUGAUCGGGCAUUUUAACGGCUGUGUCUCUUCGUUUCCGUUCUGAAUCUGCCAAUGGUGGAUGUUUCGCUGGCUGGGGAUCCUUAAGGCGUUCACAUUUGGUGAUUUUGAGGAUCUGCAUUCUGCGCCGUUCUUGGUGUAAUUUAGUGCAUUAAUGUGUUUGAUAUACUGAGAAUUGGAGACGGGGAGUAGUCAUAUUCGAGUUGAGGUUGUGAGAUGGAUUCUUUAUCAGCGAUCAGCGAGGAGCUGGCGGAGAUAGAUGGACAAAUCAGCGAUAUAUUUCGAGCUUUAUCAAAUGGGUUUCAGAAGUUGGAGAAGAUUAAGGACUCGAAUAGGCAGAGCAGGCAGUUGGAAGAGCUUACUGAGAAGAUGCGAGAGUGCAAGAGGCUUAUUAAAGAGUUUGACAGAGAAGUGAAGGACUUGGAGAGGAGAAAUGAUCCAGAUACAAACAGAAUGCUUGGUGAGAAAAAACAGUCAAUGAUCAAAGAGUUAAAUUCGUAUGUUGCUCUAAAAAAGCAAUAUGCAACCAAUCUUGAAAACAAGCGAGUUGAUCUCUUUGAUGGGCCUGCAGAAGGGUUUGGGGAAGAAAAUGUCUUGCUUGCUUCAUCUAUGACAAAUCAACAGCUGAUGGAUAGAGGAAACCAGAUGAUGGGUGAAACCGAUCAAGCCAUUGAGAGGUCAAAAAAGGUUGUUCAAGACACCAUUGAUGUUGGAACUGAUACGGCAGCAGCUCUCAAGGCGCAGUCAGAACAAAUGAGUAGGAUUGUGAAUGAGCUGGAUUCUAUCCAUUUCUCAAUCAAGAAAGCUUCUCAAAUGGUCAAGGAAAUUGGUAGGCAGGUUGCAACUGAUAAGUGCAUUAUGGCGUUGCUUUUCAUUAUUGUCAUCGGUGUCAUAGUCAUUAUUAUUGUGAAGCUUGUGAACCCAAAUAACAAGGACAUUCGAGAUAUUCCGGGAUUAGCACCACCAGCACAAAAUCGAAAGUUGCUUUGGAAUCCUAAUUGAAAUGUUCUCGAAGUGGACCUUGUGUUGUUGAAAAUUGAUGUGCAAUUUGACUAGGUGGAAUAUUUGCCUUGGGCUCGUGAUGCUGUUGGUGGUGCUCACUGCAAUGCAACCCAAUGUGGUUGAAAUGAGUACAUUUGCCGAAGUCAUCCAUAUCGUUGGCCAAUUUUUCUGUGGGCUUGGUGAGAUGCUUCACUGUAUGAUACCUAUCUCGAUUUAAAUACAUGUACUUCUGUAUUUAUUCAUACUCCCACCUUGUAUAAUCACUGUAUGAUACUUGUCUCGAUUGCUUGGUUGGCUUAUUUUUUUAGUCAAAUUAUUUGGGUUUAUGUUUAAUUUAAUUGUAAGACUUGAUGGGCUAAUAGACCAUUGUACUUUGCUUUUAUAUUUCAGUUUAUUAUCCUUUCUGUUUUCUAAAA
Messenger RNA from Malania oleifera, 1821 nucleotides. RefSeq names its product novel plant SNARE 11. The transcript is spliced from 10 exons. Lineage: Eukaryota; Viridiplantae; Streptophyta; Magnoliopsida; Santalales; Ximeniaceae. Gene Ontology annotation, molecular function: SNARE binding; SNAP receptor activity. The record is from RefSeq and is a predicted model, not a curated record. Gene Ontology annotation, biological process: retrograde vesicle-mediated transport, Golgi to endoplasmic reticulum; vesicle fusion. Bases 620 to 1405 code for a protein of 261 amino acids. Gene Ontology annotation, cellular component: late endosome membrane; ER to Golgi transport vesicle membrane; SNARE complex.